CCUGCGACAGUGAGAUUGUUUUCUCCAGUCAUGUGGAUUUUUCUGCCAAUAUAUAAAAGAUUGGUCUAUGCUUUUCUGCUGUCCGUGGUGGUUCCAGUGCGAGCCCCUCAUUUUUACACAACACAGCAGUGUAUCCCUCGAUCUCAUUUCCGUCAGGGGCGGAUGAUUUGGGGUGCGAUGCGCAAAUUAGGGAAUACCGGUCCCCUGACUUGCAUCAGAGAGUGCCUCUUACGGAGAAGUUGUGUCUCCAUCAGUUACAAUACAGAGGGGUCAUGUCUCCUACAGUAUGCCAGGGCUAGCCUUAGUAAUCCAUUGUAUGGAUCCGACAAUGCAUGGCAGUACACAGAGAAGCCAGACAUGUAUGCAAUGGUCAAUACAUACCCAUGCAAUGAUGCAGUUUGUGGAGAAAAUGAAAGAUGCGAAGUGUUAAAUGACAAAUCUGUUUUCUGCAGUAUAACUGAAUGCACGAAACCUCCUGAAGGCAUUUUUCGUUCUUGGAGAACAUACGCCAGUACCACCAGGGCUGUGGGAGAUGUCAGAGAGUACAGUUGCAGACAUGGGACAUUUCUAAACGUAGCCACUUAUACUUGUAAACAGGAUGGUUCGUGGGGAAUAACAGAUAUAUUGCCACAAAAUAUUAAUGAAUGUAAUAAAAGAGAAUGUCAGAAAAAUGAAGAUUUUUUGUACAUCAAAGAAACAAAUGGCUGCUACAGGUUUUUCAAUGAAAGUAAAAACCACAGCCAAGCAGAAGAAUACUGCAGAUCAUCAUUCAGACACGGGCACCUGUUUCUGGCUGAUUCCUCCGAGAAAAUUGACGCUCUUAAAUACAUGAUGUCAUAUCAUAAAACGGCAUUUAGUAUAAGGUCAAUAAAAUAUGCGGAGAAUAUGAGCAGUAUUCAAGAUCAAAAGUCCAUAAAACAAUAUCAAUCAGGUGCUGAGAAAACACAGACAUCAGAGGUGGGAUCAGGUGCAAUGGAGUAG
Saccostrea cuccullata (small rock oyster) is the source of this 981-nucleotide messenger RNA. RefSeq lists its product as uncharacterized. The coding region runs from base 31 to 981 and encodes 316 amino acids. The record is from RefSeq and is a predicted model, not a curated record. Lineage: Eukaryota; Metazoa; Mollusca; Bivalvia; Ostreida; Ostreidae. The transcript is spliced from 6 exons.